Mollisia scopiformis is the source of this 3793-nucleotide messenger RNA. RefSeq lists its product as uncharacterized. The record is from RefSeq and is a predicted model, not a curated record. Gene Ontology annotation, biological process: carbohydrate metabolic process. Lineage: Eukaryota; Fungi; Ascomycota; Leotiomycetes; Helotiales; Mollisiaceae. The transcript is spliced from 10 exons. Gene Ontology annotation, molecular function: chitinase activity. Gene Ontology annotation, cellular component: extracellular region. The coding region runs from base 252 to 3650 and encodes 1132 amino acids.
UGUCCAAUUUGCCCUGGCUAGACCCUUUCCAUUAAGUGAUGGCGUUCCCACACCCUUCUCCAGCUUCUCUUUCUUUUCUCUCCUCCUCCUCCACCGACAUCACCAACCUCAUACCUCCCCAGCGGUGACCGUUUGUGCCGUGCAGACUUUGGUUUGCGUCCUUUCUUUGACGAUCAAGUCAAUACACUCUUUACAGGCUUCGGCCAUACCACAAUCUUUUUAGGUUAUAUUUGUCGUUUAAUCUUAGCAUAAUGUUUUCCACAAAGUUCUUUGCUGCGGCGGCAGCCUCCUUCUCUCUAAUCCGCUCUUCCACGGCCGUUUAUGAUCCAACAUCGCAGAGGAAUUUGGCUAUGUACUGGGGUUCUGGUGCGAAUCAAUAUAAUUUAACGUAUUAUUGUGAGCAACCGAACGUCGACAUUAUCCCUAUUGGAUUCAUCAACAUCUUCCCACCUCAAGCGAACGGAUUAGUGGCCGAGACUUUUGGAAAUCAAUGUUGGAAUGGAAAUUACUCUGGCUCUGGUUACAAUGGAGUCAACAACCCCAAGAACAACUUUCUGUAUGAGCAAUGUCCACAGCUUCAAGAGUCCCUGUACUACUGUCAACAAAACACCAACACGAAACUUCUUCUCUCGCUUGGUGGUGCUGCCGGUGAUUACUACUUGAAUGGACAGGCAGAUGGUAUCUACUUGGCCAACUUCCUUUGGGGUGCAUAUGGACCAUAUAAUCCCAGCUGGACAGGUGUUCGUCCUCUCGACCGUGGUUACAACAAUGACACGGCUGGGGAGACAAUUGACUUUGAUGGUUUUGACUUUGAUAUCGAGCAAACCACACCUGAUCAACAAGCCGGUUACAUUGCUUGCAUCCAACAACUGCGAUUGUUAUUCGCUGAAUACAAAGCUGCAAACCCAGGCUCCAAGGAUUACAUUAUCUCGGGAGCUCCUCAAUGUCCCUUGGAUGAGCCAUACAUGAGCACUGCUAUCGCUGGAGCCCAAUUCGAUAUCCUUUGGAUCCAAUUCUACAACAAUGGUGCCAAUGGAUGCACAGCUCGCAACUAUACCGAUGCGAAGGCCGCUGGAACUAUGUCUGGAUUCAACUAUGAUUCAUGGGUGACCAAGGUCAACGGUGGCGCAAGCGCAGGAGCGAAGUUGUACAUUGGUCUUCUCGCCGGACAAGCCGCAUCUUCCGGAUCACCUAACGAUUAUAUCAAUGCUGCUGCUGUCCAGACUCUUGUCACUCAAUAUCACUCGCACCCUCAAUUUGGAGGUGUCAUGCUUUAUGAAGCUACGGUUGCUGAGAACAAUGGUCAAUUCUAUAACCAGAUCAAGGCUGUUUUGAACAGUAUUGCUCUUGGUGGAACUUCUACCUCUUCUACUGUUCACAGCACCACUACCUCAUUAAAGACAUCGUCGACGAGCUCUUCUAUCAAGACUACAUCCACGUCUUCAUCGAAGAUUACAACAUCGUCAACUUCCACCAAGGCAACCAGCACCAGUGUUUCUUCUACGUCUUCCAAGACUAGCAGCAGCUCAAGCUCCAAGAUUACAACUAGCUCUACUAGCUCAUCAAGCAGCACUUCUACCAAGACGUCCACGACUAGCUCAAGCAGCUCUUCAAAGACUAGCUCUUCAAGCUCAUCAAGCUCAUCGAGCUCUAGCUCAAGCACACUGUCUUCGUCGUCGACUUCUAGCACUCUGAGCAGCUCCUCGAGCAGCUCUUCUAGCUCGACAAGCUCAACCCUGAGCAGCAGCUCCAGCAGCGCGCCUUCCACAACCCCCACCCCAACAACUGUCCCCUCUGUCGGCCAGUGCACAUAUCUCGGCUGCUAUUCCGAAGGAACUAACGUCCGUGCCCUUUCCGGAGCCACAUAUGUCAACUACACCAUGAUGAGCGUCGAAAUGUGCGCAAGCUUCUGUUCCGAGUUUACCUACUUCGGUGUUGAAUACGGUGGAGAAUGUUACUGUGGCGAUUCUUUCGGUCUGGGAAGUGUUGAGGAACCUCACAUCGAUUGCAGCAUGACUUGUGAUGGAACGCCAACCGAGCUGUGUGGUGCUGGAAACAGAUUGGAUGUUUACCAAUGUGGAAAUGCCACCACAACGUCGAGUGUUUUGAGCUCGAGCACUAGCUCGGUUUAUAGCUCGUCUUCUGUCGUUUCCAGCAGUGUGUCGAGCAGUGUUUCAUUGACCAGCAGCUCUUCAUCAGCCCCAAGCUCUUCGUCAACUCUCAGCUCAAGCAGUUCCGUGGUUAGCCCAACGCCCAGCUCGUCAUCCUCCUCGGUUUUGUCCAGCUCCAGCCUUACCAGCAGCUCUGUGUCAUCCACAUACAGCCUAUCAUCAACGUCAUCGGUUUUCUCGAACACAAGCAGCUAUGUUAUUCCAACCUCGACAUCGAGCGUCUACAGCAGUUCCAGCAUUGUUAGCCAAACCUUGACCUCAUCCUCAAGCCUGACAAGCAGCUCCGUGAUCCCAACCACCUCGUCAAGCAUUUACCUCAACUUGACCAUCACAAGCUCAUCGACUUCCAGCAAGGCAUCUGUCUGCUCCCGGAAGACACACACCAAGAAUGGAACUUCAAUCACUUCCUCAUUGAGCUCAUCUUAUACUUUACCUCCUUUCACAAACAGCAGCUCAACCGUUGGACCUACAACCUCUGUUAGCGGAAGUGUUUCGAUUACAAGCGGGUCAUACACCCCUACAUCGACUGGAAGCGUGACCUCAAGCGGAUCCGUGAUCUCUGGAUCAUCCUCUUCGUCUGCCAGCGGAAUCGUCAGCACCCCAUCAUCCACCCUCUCUGGAUCAACCUCCAGUGGAGCUGUCAGCACGCCUUCCUCAACUCAAUACACCACCUCAACAGUAUACACCACAUCCGUCUACACGAUCACCAGCUGCGCCGCCACAGUCACAAACUGCCCCGCUCGCUCCACCCAAGUAACAACCGAGACGAUCGCUCUAUACACAACCGUGUGCCCCGUGACAGAAACCGAGACAGGAAAAGGUGUCCCAACCACCACCCCCUCAUCACCCGCAAGCACCUCCACCCCAGCCCAGGAAUACACCACCUCAACCGUGUACACCACAACCGAAUACACCAUCACAUCCUGCGCCCCAACAGUAACAAACUGCCCCGCCCGCAUCGGCUCCGUAACAACCGAAACCAUCGCCCUCUACACAACCGUAUGCCCCGUAAUCGCCACCCAAUCCGCAACCGCAACCCAAUCCCCCAUCAUCCCCGGCAAAGGCGGGAAAGGCUCCUCCUCUGCGCCAGCACCAACCUCUACCGGCGAAGCGAGCGGUGAACAUCUCACCACGACGCUAUCUUCCACUACGACGUCGUAUGUUACCGUUAAGGUUGUAGAGAGUACCGCAACUGUGGUUGCUAUUCCUUACAGCACCUCCUCUUCUUCGCCAGUGGCUCCUUAUCCCACUGGAUCAGCUGUGGGAUCUGGAUCUGGGCCGGUGGGAACCGGAACCGCGGCGCCGAGCGUCUCGUUGUUUGUGGGACAGGUGGGAAGCUCGACGACGAGCGCGGGGGGUGUGGCUACGAGUUCUAGUAGCCCGGUGCCGAGCACGUUUACAGGUGCGGCGAGUAGUGUGAAAGGGAGCGUGGGGAUGGUGGUUGGUGUUUUGGUUGGUGGGUUGAUGUUGGUGGUUUAGUGCGAAUGAGACAAGGAAAAGAGGAGUGAUUUCUUUUGUUUGUUGGUUGUGCAUGGUUUGGUGUAUGGUUUUGUUUUGAUUCUGUGGUGAGGGGGUGGGUUUGCGGGGAGUAGAAAGGAGAGAGAAAAGGAGAGAGAAAAGGG